Haliotis rubra (blacklip abalone) is the source of this 3384-nucleotide messenger RNA. Its product is annotated as hillarin-like. Bases 76 to 2322 code for a protein of 748 amino acids. The record is from RefSeq and is a predicted model, not a curated record. Lineage: Eukaryota; Metazoa; Mollusca; Gastropoda; Lepetellida; Haliotidae. The transcript is spliced from 9 exons.
CUUGGGGUUUGUUAUCUAUACAUUUGACGUCAGACAUAACACAUCUGUCUCUCCACACAGAGGAGGGGAAGAGCAAUGGAGGACGGGAGGGAUGCAGGUACCACACAACCGACCAAAGACGUGCCAUAUCUAGUGAAGGACUACCCUCGGCCAGCACCGCCUGUACAAAGGAAGCUGGAUAUCUUCGACCCCGAGGAUUUCACCGAUAUUCAUGCAACUCAGAUACCAGACGAGAAGCUGAGUGACUUCCCCACCAUAGUGGGUCACCUGACAGACGGUCUGACUACAGAUGUUCAGAAGGUCUGGGCCAUCUUCUCUUGGAUUGGAAACCAGAAGGUUCUCGAUACGAAGUACCCGGACGCAACAGACCCAUACACCCCUAGAGCUUUCCUUAAAGGAAUUCAGGAGGACACGUCAUUAUAUGCUAAACUAUUUACCAUCCUAUGCAGAGAGGCUGAAAUCCCUUGUGUUGUUCUGAACGGACGGGCGAAGGCCGGGAAGUACGAGAUAGGAGACAAAGAGGCAGGAUACAGUACAUGGAACGCUGUGUAUGUUGCAGAAGGAUGGAGGUUUGUCCACUGCAACUGGGCCUUCAUCUCUGUUGUUGGACGUACCAUGUCCGGCUGGUUAAAGGUCGAAGAAGAUGGGAAGAGAGUAACAGAAGAUGUUCAAACCAGUGAUGGCGAGAGGAAGCACGAAGCUAACUUCAGCGACAGCUACUUCCUCGUGGAUCCAGACGUGUUCAUCUACUUCUGUCGCCCAGAGCAAGACACCUGGCAGCUUCUGCGGUCUCCGAUUUCUUUUAAACGCUUCAUGGCACUGCCUUUCGUGAGACCAGCAUUUACAGAAAGUGGUUUGUCCUUCAGACCUGGACAGGAAGGAACCAUCAAAUCCCACAUGGGGGAGUGCGACGUUAUCAUCAGAGCACAGAAGAGGAAGUGCCAGUUCAACUACAAAUUGUUUUAUAAGAAAGACUCCGGCAAGGAGUUUCCAGAUGCUCAGGGCUCUGACAGGUAUGUUGCGAUGAUCAACAGAAACCUCGAUGGAGAAGUCAAGUUCAGAGUGCGUUUUCCAAUAGAAGGUACAUACAAACUUUCAUUGUUCAUGAAAAAGGGUAAGGUGUUCUCGUGGAUCUGUGACUUCAAGCUUGAAUGUGAACAACGCAAGGCAGGUUGUGAACCUUUACCAGAAACCCCAGCAAUUGGAUGGGGGCCGGGCAUCACUGCACGAUCAGAAGGACUAUACAACAUAUCCCACAAUGAAGGGAUAAUUGAAUCCAAAGAUGGGAAGAACAUCGAAGUGUCAUUCAACGUAAAGGGGAAACAGAAAAUCAAACCUCGUCUCAAGCAUGCCCGUCUCCCUGACAAUAAGAUGAAGCAGUUCAUCUCAACAUCGUUCUACAAUGGCACCGUCAACAUCCGACUGAGGCCUGAUGAUGGGGAGUACGCCCUUGUGAUUGACAAUGAAAAGGAACAUGCGGGUCAAAAGAAUGUUCUUAACUACAUUAUCGACGCAGGCCAGCCCAACAGAAGGCCAGUGGGAUUCAGAGAGAAUGCCACAGAGAGAAUGACGCGACAGCAGCUGAAGGAGGCGACGAGGGAGAGACGAAAAGACGACAUCAUUGCUUACAUCGCCAGAUUCAACAAGAUGAAGCUGGAGGACAAGGGACAUCUAACCAAAGCAAGGCAGACUCUGGAGAGUAUUGAGAUCAAAGAAACCCUGAGGUUCGCCUUGAUGAGGGAGAGAAGUGACGAAUUAGAGAAAGCGAUAAGGCGAGCCCGAUCAUCAGAUGUCGGCGUGAAGUUGGAAGCUGACGUUGAGAGAGCUGAAUCAGCCCUGAACAACAUUCUCCAUCGCAACUCUGUGCCGCGGCAUCUGUCAGCGGUCACCCACAGAAACGUUGCCGAGCUAAGAGCUUUACGAACACUGACCCUUCCACUUCAAGAGAUUUUCACUGCUCUCUUCUUGUUACUGGGAGAAAACAGAUUCAGCUUACAGGACAGUAGCUACGUGUUGGCAUUGCUAAAGAGAAGUGGCCCAGAUGGGUUACUGCCACGGCUGGAACGAUUCCAACCAAGUCAGGUCAGGCCGGAAGUUGUCCAUGAAGCCAAGGAACUAUUGGAGAGGCAUCAGGGAGACAACGUGUCCCGAAUCUGCGCUCCAGUCGGGAAAGUAUAUCAGAAGGGCAAGGACCUCGUGGACCGAUAUACAAUGACGCGGUCACCUAGUAUUCAUAACGAUGGCUCUUCAUCUCCAGCCGUGGAGGACCAACAGGCGGACAAUAGAGAUGUGGACAUACAGUCUUCAGCCCAGGGCAACUAAUACACAACGUAUAUAACACAAAAUACGUACUGGGGUUUACACCUUCCUUCUUUCUCAGUGAUGCGGACAGUAUUUUCAUUUUAGUUACAUAUAUUGACAAUUGAAAUGUCAUGUGAUGUAUUUCUUUUGUUUUAUUACUCUAUUUGUUUUUGUCACGAUGCACUGAACAGACAGGUCAAUUAUUUGGAAACGCUGUCCUUAUCAUGGUGCCUAUAAAGUGUUUUCUGUGCGUGUGUGUACAUACAUGCAUCGUUAUGACUCCGAGUGUAUAUUCCGUUAUGGCGAAGAUACGGGACCUGCACACACAUAAACAGGAUAUAAAUCAUUGCAAAUAUUUCUUUCUUGCAUUGAUUUUUUCAGUCAAUAAAGCGACCAGUUUAAUUCUAUGUAGUGUUUGCUUUGAGUUGGAAGCUAUGUUACCCCUUGUUCGGGAAGCAUUUGGACCCGCAAGGCGCAUCAACCGCAUUCUUUGUUAUUGAAGAUAUCAAAAGACUCAAGCAAGCAACAUUUGCCCAUAGAUUUGCCUUAAAACAACAUAAGCCCACAGCAUCGACUCCACUAAAAUCAGAAAAUGACCUAAUGUUUCUGAAUGUAAAAAUUUGUAAACAAAGAAACUGUUGAUGUUUAUUGAAUUUGUAAUGUCAGAAAAGAAUCAGUUUCUGUGGAAACCUGUUAGUUCUGUUUAAAACAAUAUCAAGCGUCCAGUGACGUCAUACUUACAUCUAUGGAAGCGUAUUAGGGCCAUAACCUUCAUCUACGUAUAGAAUACUACUCAUAUCUGCGUAGAAGAGAUUUUCAUCUACAAAGUACCUACAUUUGAAUAUAAUCUACUCAGAAGUAGCAUCUUCUAAAGAAUAUUCGACAGUAGUGAUAGUACUUUUCUCGAGUAAUCGAAAUAGUCCAAGGUCAGUUUUUAUGUAACCUCUGGCAUUCAAAUGUAAUGGCCGAUUUCUUCUUUGAGAGGCGUUUUUAGAAGUUUUUAGAAGAACAUCACUUGCUUGAUAACGGAGUUUGUACUUACACCGAAACGUCGCACUCAUUGCAAUAAAGAAGUUGACUAUA